Messenger RNA from Cladophialophora bantiana CBS 173.52, 705 nucleotides. RefSeq lists its product as uncharacterized. The record is from RefSeq and is a predicted model, not a curated record. The coding region runs from base 1 to 705 and encodes 234 amino acids. The transcript has a single exon. NCBI's taxonomy places the organism in Eukaryota, Fungi, Ascomycota, Eurotiomycetes, Chaetothyriales, Herpotrichiellaceae.
AUGAGCGCUGAGCAACACCUCAACGGACUGUGGGAUGAGCUCGUGCCAGUCAUGAAGGAGGUUGCCGACGUGUUCGACCGCGGCGGAGACGAUCCAGAAGACAGCAGGUCUUGGAGGCUCGCGGAGAUGGUCGGCAGUCGUUGGGUCAAGCUCAUGUGGACCUGGCAAAAAGCAUGUUCUCUGGGGGAGAAUUACGAGGCUAGGAGACAGGAUCGGCGUGACGCGGCCGAUGUGCAACGUCGUUUCCUGAUGGCGUUGAGGAGAUUAUUCGACAGACAUCACGAAAGCGCGAGCCUCGAAACUCCUCGACUCUUCCUUUGUGACCAGGCGAGGCGGAUACGCAGCAAGAAACAGUCGAACCGCGGCGAGGACGUUGAAGAUGAGGACGACACGACCGAGACGGCGUCUGCCUGCAGUCCGAGAGUCGAGGAAGGAGACUUCGAGGCAGUAGAUAUGAAAGCGCAGGAGAAUAUGGCUUCGGACCCUCAACUUGAUGGCCUUGUGAGUCUCGUGGAUAGUGGGGAUGGCUCUCAGUUCCCUAUGGAGGGGUGCGAUGUGCAGGAACAUGCGGGUGAAGCAAAUGGAGAGGGGGCGGAAGCGCAGGACGGCGACGACGAGGAGAAAGAAGUAGAUGAUGAUGAUGGCGAAGAGGGAGCCGAAGCACAAGACGAAAACUGGCCGCGAAUACUCGCAAGCCGUCCCUAG